AUGGAUAUUUCCAAGGCCAACGUGGAAGAUAUUGAGGAUGCUUCUUCCAACCAUGGAGACACCAUGCCUACCAAGAGCGUGGGGCCUAUCAUGCGAUCUCGCGAAGAUGACCUUACUAUCUGGCAGUGUGUGCUACGGUUCAAGACCGUGUCGCUAAUUGCUAUGACUGCAGCAUUUAGCGCAGCGCUGGAUGGUUACCAAAUCAAUCUUAAUGGCGGUAUUGUCUCCAACAAAGGUUUCAUUCGACAGAUGGCCUCCCCGGGUACAUCGAUCAUCGCAGGCAAAUACAUCUCCGCAUGGGGUGGCAUCCAAUCUGCUGGCCAAACUGUCGGUCAAAUUCUCCUCCAAUUUGCCACGGAAAAAUUCGGUCGGAAAGUCGCGCUAUAUAUCAUCUGGCUCACUAUUGUUAUGAGCGUGUUUAUUGAAACCUUUGCAACAAGAUGGGAUCACUGGCUCGCAGCCAAACUCUUCUCUGGAAUGGGUGUCGGAAUGCUGCAAUCCACUCUGCCUCUCUACUUGUCCGAAAUCGCCCCAACCCAGCUGCGAGGUUUCUAUAUCAACGCGUACAGUUUCUGGUUUGUUGUGGGUCAGAUCUUCGCCUCAGUCGCACUCCAGGAACUCAACAAGCAUAAUCCAUAUGAAUUCCGGAUUCCUAUCUAUACACAGUGGCCCAUGGUUGGUAUCAUUGGCGUUAUCUUUGUCUUCAUGCCAGAAUCGCCCUGGUGGCUCGUGAGCAAAGGCAAGAUCGAAAACGCAGCCAAAAUUCUAACUAGGUACAACGGAAAAAUUGAUGGAUACAACGUUGAUGAGCAGAUCCAAGUCAUGUCUGCUACAGUUGCGGAGGAGCGUAUACUAGCAGAGCGCAACUCCGAAGUGGGAAUAUGGGCUGUUUUCCAGGGCCGCAACCGCAUUCGUUUCUUUAUUGCUGCUUGGCCCAAGAUUGCCCAGCAGCUGGUCGGCUUGUCCGUGUUCAACACCUACGCUACAUAUUUCUUCCAAUAUGCUGGCAGCAACGAUCCAUUCAUGGUAACUGUGAUUUUGUCUUGUGUCCAGUUGAUAUCUAUGAUGAUCACUACCGUCUCUACCGACAAGCUUGGUCGUCGUCCAUUGACUAUCUACCCCUAUGCGGUCACAUCCGUCUCGGUUUUGUGCCUCGGAAUUAUCGGCUGCUUCGAUUAUACCAAGCCAUCAACGAGUUCACUUCUGAUCUUCUUCGCUUGUUUGGCGACUUUCACCACCAGUGGUGCAUCGGCUAUUGGCUAUGCCUAUGCGACUGAGAUUCCCCAGCAACGCUUGCGUGCAAGGACAGCAGGUUGGGCCCUUGCAUCUUCGAACAUGGUUGCUAUCAUGUUCAGUUUCUGCACGCCUUUGAUGAUCAACAAUGCACCUACCUCGACCUGGGGUGUCAAAACUGGUUUCUUCUUUGCGGGUACAGGUGCAGUUGCGGUAAUGAUCGCUUGGUUCAUUCUUCCAGAAGUGACACGCCGAACACCGGCUGAGAUUGAUGAAAUGUUUGAUAAGAAGGUUAACCUUCGGAAAUUCAAGGGGUAUGUCACUGAAGUACAGAUGCGCUCAAAUGAGCAACGCAACCACCAUGAGAUGGUCGCAGCUUGA
Messenger RNA from Penicillium vulpinum, 1614 nucleotides. RefSeq lists its product as uncharacterized. Lineage: Eukaryota; Fungi; Ascomycota; Eurotiomycetes; Eurotiales; Aspergillaceae. The record is from RefSeq and is a predicted model, not a curated record. Gene Ontology annotation, biological process: carbohydrate transport; transmembrane transport. Gene Ontology annotation, cellular component: membrane. The transcript is spliced from 10 exons. Gene Ontology annotation, molecular function: carbohydrate:proton symporter activity. The coding region runs from base 1 to 1614 and encodes 537 amino acids.